AUGGCUGGACAUGAAGGCAGAGAUGUGAAGAAGAUAACUGAAGGUCAAUGGACUACCGGUUUAUACGAUUGUUUCUCCGAAAAUAUCUCUACAUGUUGCUUCACAUGGUUUUGUCCUUGUGUUGCAUUUGGGAGGAUCGCUGAGAUUCUUGACAAAGGAGAAACAAGCCAAGGACUUGCUGGGUUAAUGGUGGUAGCAAUGUCUCACAUUGGAUGUGGAUGGUACUAUGCUUCAAAAUACAGAGCCAAAUUGAGGAACCAAUACUUCUUACCCGAGGAGCCUUGCUCCGAUGGAGCCAUCCACUUCUUCUGCUGCUCAUGUGCUCUUUCUCAAGAACACCGUGAACUCAAAUAUCGAGGUCUUGAUCCCUCUCUAGGGUGGCAAGGAAACAUUGAGAAAGGAAGAUCAGAUAGCAAAACGCCGCCGUUUGUAGCGUCCAGCAUGGACCGGUGA
Molecule: messenger RNA, 453 nt
Organism: Eutrema salsugineum
Lineage: Eukaryota; Viridiplantae; Streptophyta; Magnoliopsida; Brassicales; Brassicaceae
Product: protein PLANT CADMIUM RESISTANCE 9
Exons: 4
Coding region: 1-453 (150 amino acids)
Source: RefSeq, a predicted model, not a curated record